AUGGUGGUUCCCUUUUUGCCUUGCAGUCACCCGUUGUUCCCCCUGUUGGCGUUGAUCUUCGAGAAGUGCGAGCUGGCCACUUGCACGCCCAGGGAGCCCGGUGUUGCCGGUGGCGACGUCUGUUCAUCCGAGUCUUUCAACGAAGACAUCUCCGUCUUCUCCAAACAGAUCCGGCAAGAGAAGCCCUACUAUCUCCCCAACCCGGAGCUGGAUAGUUUAAUGGUUCAAGCCAUCCAGGUCCUGAGGUUUCACCUCCUCGAGUUGGAAAAGGUCCACGAGCUGUGUGACAAUUUUUGUCACCGGUACAUCAGCUGCCUGAAGGGAAAGAUGCCGAUCGACCUGGUGAUUGACGAACGAGACGGGAGCAAGCCGGAAUUGGGGGACUCGAACAACAACAGCAGUGGCGGUGGGGGGCUGGGGGGCUCUCACCCGCACCACCGCUCUAGUGUCGACACCACAACCCAUGAUUCUGCCUCCACCCCGGACCCUGUGAGUCUCCCGCAUGAGAUUCCUACCACCCAGGAGAUAAUUGACGAUACAGGUUGUCCCGUGGGAGGGGGGGAAGGAUAUCAUAAUGAAUACUCGAUGGACAAGUUCCUCUAUCUCUCAUCCAUCUGGAAGAAUGAGCGCCGUUUAAUUGCCGAACUGACUGUUGACCUGCCCCAUCCAAGGCCGCCGUCAUCGUCAUUAUCUUACACGGGACCGGGAAAUGAGGAUGUCCGGUCGCCAGGGUCAGGUGGAACGCCAGGUCCUCUCAGUCAUCAACCAGGUUCCCAACACAGCCUCGACAACAUCUCCGAAGCCGGAAGGAGGAAAGGAGGGGCAAAGAAGACGAUCAUCACCCAAAUGGAGGACAUAGAUCUCAUGGGUGCUAAGAGGCACGUGUUUUCUUCAGACGGAGAAGAGGCAGGAAAGAAGCAGGCACUGGAAAAGGGGAGGGGUGUGUAG
Molecule: messenger RNA, 948 nt
Organism: Darwinula stevensoni
Lineage: Eukaryota; Metazoa; Arthropoda; Ostracoda; Podocopida; Darwinulidae
Source: the annotation of a GenBank genome assembly